Aspergillus bombycis is the source of this 951-nucleotide messenger RNA. RefSeq names its product putative peroxisome biosynthesis protein (Peroxine-7) (gene pex7). Gene Ontology annotation, cellular component: peroxisomal matrix; cytosol. Gene Ontology annotation, biological process: protein import into peroxisome matrix. Gene Ontology annotation, molecular function: protein binding. The coding region runs from base 1 to 951 and encodes 316 amino acids. Lineage: Eukaryota; Fungi; Ascomycota; Eurotiomycetes; Eurotiales; Aspergillaceae. The record is from RefSeq and is a predicted model, not a curated record. The transcript has 2 exons.
AUGUACGUUUUGGAGUUGACUCCAAACGGAAUUGCACCCGUGAAAUGGUUUACCACCCAAGACUCGCUCUACGAUCUUGCAUGGUCUGAGAUUCACGAAAACCAAGUUCUUACAGCCUCCGGUGACGGUAGUAUUAAGUUGUUCGAUUGCAAUCUGAGCGACUUCCCCGUCCAGAAUUGGAAGGAACACAACCGUGAAGUUUUCAGUGUGCACUGGAAUCUCGUCGCGAAAGACCGCUUCUGCUCCAGCAGCUGGGACGGUACUGUGCGCGUUUGGACCCCCGAUCGUCCGCAUUCUCUCGUCACUCUUCCUACACACAGCUGCACUUACUCCGCAUCCUUCUCACCACAUUCUCCUGAUAUCCUUUCCUGUGUUACGUCCGACUCUUACAUCCGUCUGUUUGACCUUCGCACUCCGGCUUCCGCCUCCAACCACCUCACUCUCCAGAUCCCCAUCCAUGCGACCCCGGUAUCUCCGAUUCCUGGUAAACCAGGCGUUCCGCCAGCUGCCUGUCCUCCUUCCGAAGCUCUGACGCAUGACUGGAAUAAAUAUCGACCGUCUAUCCUGGCCACCGCGGGCGUGGAUCGGACGAUCCGCACCUUCGACAUUCGUGCCCCGCAGCAGGGCCCACAAACCGUGAUGGUCGGACAUGACUACGCUAUCCGCAAGGUCUCCUGGUCGCCGCACUUAUCCAAUGUUCUCCUUAGUGGAAGCUACGACAUGACCUGUCGUGCAUGGAACGACCAGUCUCCCCCUGGAGUUGUUGGGGAUGUCGACUCGAUGCGGGCGGGUCCUAGUCCAACGAUGGGAGUGGAGAUGGGUCGAAUGGCGCGUCAUACAGAGUUCGUAACCGGAGUCGAUUGGUGUAUGUUCGGAAGUGAGGGAUGGUGUGCCAGUGUGGGAUGGGACGAAAGUCUGUAUGUGUGGGAUGUCCGGGCAGUCAUGGGAUAG